GAGGAGCUGGGGGAGACAUGAGCCCGUCUGGGCAGAGGAUGGGCGACGGGAGUCAGCAGCUGGGGACUCCCGCGGGGCAGCGCCCUCCCUUGCGGGCGAGGGCACGGUCACCCGGCGGGCGGCCCGGUGGCGGCGGCGCCAGGGCGCAGCGCCGGCUGCUCGCGCUCUUAGUGCACGCGUGGCUGUGGGCGGCCUCGGGUUCCUCUGCCCAGGUGUUCAACCUCAGCCUGGCGGUGGACGAGGGACUGCCUCCGGACACGCUCGUGGGCGACAUUCGCGCCGGGCUGCCGGCCGCGCAGCAGCAGGAGGGAGGCGGCUUCUUUCUGUCCGAGGAUUCCGAUGACUCCCCGCUGCUGGACGACUUCCACGUGCACCCGGACACCGGCAUCAUCCGCACCGCCCGGCUCCUGGACCGCGAGCGGCGGGACCGCUACGGCUUCGUGGCCGCCACGCUGCUGGGCGCGGUGGUGCAGGUGGAGAUCCGCGUCAACGACGUGAACGACCACUCGCCGCGCUUUCCCCGCGACUCCCUGCGACUGGACGUCUCAGAGCUCAGCCCGCCAGGUACCGCCUUGCGCCUGCCAGGUGCCCGAGACCCCGACGCCGGGCAGUUCAGCACGCAGGGCUACACGCUGCUCCAGCCGCCCGGCCUUCCCGAGGACCCCGCGGGGCCAUUCUUCCAGUUGCGCUACGGGACGCGGGGGUCCUCGUCGCCCCUGGAGCCCCUUGACCUGGUGCUGCUGCGGCGCUUGGACCGGGAGUUGGCGGCGACGCACGAGCUGCAGAUCGAGGCGUGGGACGGCGGCCGCCCGCGGCGCACGGGCCACCUGCGCGUGGAGCUGCGCGUGCUGGACGAGAACGACAACCCGCCGGUCUUUGAGCAGAGCGAGUACCGCGCCGCCGUGCGCGAGGACGCUCCGCCGGGCGCCCUGGUCUGUCGCGUGCGCGCCACCGACCCGGACCUGGGGCCCAAUGGCCAAGUGCGCUACAGCCUCCGCGCCCGCCAGGCGCCAGGACCGGGUGGCGGCGGCGGCGGGACCCCGGGCAGCGCGGCCUACUUCGCCGUGGAGGAGCUGAGCGGCGUGGUGAGCGUGCAGCGGCCGCUGGAUCGCGAGGCGCAAGCCUGGCACCAGCUGGUGGUGGAGGCCCGCGACGCAGGUGCGGAGCCCGAGGUGGCCACGGUGCGCGUGUCCAUCGCCGUGCUGGACGUGAAUGAUAACCCGCCCGCCAUUCACCUGCUCUUCCUCACCGAGGGAGGCGCUGCCCGCGUGUCGGAGGGCGCCGGACCCGGAGACUACGUGGCUCGAGUCUCGGUGUCCGACGCGGACGGCGGCCCGGAUGGGCGCGAGGAGGCCUCGGGAGAACUUGGUUUGGGCAUGGGAGGCGGAAGCAUCUCCGUGUCGCUGGACGGCGGGGAGGGAGCCUUUGCCUUGCGACCUGGAGGCUCUCCCGGAGUCUUUUUCCUUUGCGUCGAGGGGCCGCUGGACAGGGAGAGCCGCGACCUGUACGCUUUGCGACUGGUGGCCACGGAUGCGGGUUCCCCGCCGCUGAGUACGGAGGAGACCUUGCUGCUCAGAGUGGCCGACCUCAACGACCAGCUGCCUGUGUUCAGCCAGGAGCAUUACAGGGCCUCCGUGUCCGAGGCUGCGGUCCCUGGCACCCCGGUGGUGUGGGUCAGCGCCUUUGAUGCCGACGAGGCUGGCACCAACCACUCCCGUGUGCGCUACUCCCUGGUGUACCUCCACGGUGGGUGCCAGCCAGGGGACUCGGGGCCCUUGGCGCAGUGUGAACCUUCAUUCGCCAUGGAUCCUGAAAGUGGUGUCAUCAGCACCUCCCGGAGGCUGGACCGGGAAGUCCAGGAGGCAGUGGAGCUGAGAGUAGUGGCCCAAGAUCUUGGAGAGCCCCCCCUGUCCGCCACCUGCUUGGUGAGCAUCACCGUGGAUGACGUGAAUGACAACGAGCCCAUCUUCCUGAGACAGGUGUACAACGCUAGCCUGGUGGAGCAUGCUCCCGUGGGCCACUGUUUCCUGCAGGUGAAAGCUUCUGAUGCGGAUGCAGGGCCCUAUGGCUUUGUUGAGUAUUUUCUCUACGAUGGAUUCCAGAGCAAUGAAGCUCCGCAGGCAUUCCAGAUUGACCGGCACGAUGGGCGAAUCUGUGUUUCUCAAGACAUCGACAGGGAAAGAGACCCUGCCACCUAUGAUCUCCUGGUGAAAGCUCAAGAUGGGGGUGGACUAAGCGCCCAAGCUUUUGUUCGGGUGGAAGUGGAGGACGUGAAUGACAACGACCCUGUGUUUAACCCGUCAACCUAUGUGACGAGCAUCAGUGGCCAGAUGCAGCCAGGCACUGAGAUCAUCAACGUCCUCGCCAGCGACAGGGACUCAGGACUAUAUGGAACUGUCACUUAUGAGCUUAUCCCUGGAGACGCGUCUCCCCACUUUGCCAUCGACUCCACCACAGGAAUCAUUUAUUUAACCUCGACUCUUGGCCACGUGGAAUCUGCAGCUCUGCGGUUGACGGUGUGUGCGCGUGACGGUGGCGGGCGUUCCUCCGUCCCUAAUGCUGACGUCACCGUACACGUUAUUCACACAGCUCUGGCUCCUGCUGAAUUUGAAAGGCCUAAGUAUACUUUCUUGGUUUAUGAAGAUGUGCCCGAAGACAGUCCUGUCGGAACAGUGAAGGCAAAAGAAUCAAAUUCCUCAGAGCCAAUUUUUUAUAGAAUUUCCUCUGGCAAUCUGGACGGAAAGUUCUCCAUCCACCCAUGGCUGGGCAUCAUUCGAACCCAGAAGCCUCUGGAUCAUGAAAUGCAGCCGGUGGUGGUGCUCACGGUCCAGGCACAGCUCGGCAGCUCCCCGGCCUGCAGCAGCACAGAGGUCAACAUUACCGUAAUCGAUGUCAAUGACAACCGCCCGGUGUUCCCCAAAGCUUCUGACGAGAUUCAGAUACCCCCAACCACACGGCCGGGCACAGCCUUGUACUGGGCACGAGCGGAGGACAGGGACAGUGGGCGCAGUGGGUUCAUCCGCUACUCACUAGCCGGCCAGGCCCCCAGCCUCUUCUCCAUCGACGCUCGGCUGGGGGUGCUGUACCUCAACCGCAGCCUGGGAGCUGACGAGCCCUCAGCUCACGUGCUCACCGUGCUGGCCCGGGACCUCGGCGUUCCUCCGCGGGCGUCGCAGCUGCUGCUCACCGUGGUUAUUCAGAAGGAGUGUCCAAGCCCGCCCUUGGCUUUCGCCCAUCUGGUCUACCGCGUGGACAUUAGUGAGUCCUUGUCCCUGGCGACCCAGAUACUGCGAGUUCAGGCCCACCCGCUGCGCCCCGGGCACGGGGCCUCACAGCCCCGCUACUCGCUGGAAGCCGGCUGGGACGCUGCAGGCUUCGGUGUUCAUCCCUACAGCGGGUGGGUUUAUCUGCGGCGACAGCUCGACUACGAAGUGACGCAAACAUAUCAAUUUAGAGUGUUUGCCUGGAUCCCGGAGGACAGGCGGUCGCAAAACGUGAGCACUUCGGUAAUUGUUCAUGUGCUGGAUGAGAAUGACAAUUCCCCUGCCUUCUUGCAUGAGGUGUUGUUUCUGAAAGUGGAGGAGAGCCCCCUUCCCCAAGGGGUCAUAGGCAAAAUUACAGCAAUUGACAGAGACUCGGGAAAGAAUGGACAGCUGUCAUAUUUCCUUUUGUCAGAUGGAAAAUUCUUCAAGAUGAAUCCUACCACAGGUGAAUUCAUCAGUUGGGUGGCCCUGGAUCGUGAGCAUCAGGGACACCAUGAGGUGACUGUCCUCGUCACCGACCACGGCACCCCGCCGAGAAACGCCACCACCUCGGUUUAUGUCUCAGUCACCGACAUCAACGAUAACAGGCCUUAUUUCCCCCAGAGCCUCCCCGGGAAGGCGUUGCACAUCAAGGUUCUGGAAGGUCAACCUGUAAAUAUGUUGGUUACCACUGUAUUUGCAAAGGAUCUUGAUGAAGGAAACAAUGCAGAAGUUACAUAUUCAGUAUCUCCAGAAGAUCAUUCUGAUCACUUCAAGAUUGAUGCCAACAGUGGUGAAAUAAGAACAACCACAAUACUUGCCUAUGACCACAGGCCUUCCUACAGGAUGACGGUCACUGCCAGUGACCAGGGAGUGCCACCUCUUCAAGGACAGGCAGUUAUUAAUAUUCAGGUGAUACCACUACCUAAGGGGGGAGCUGGCAUUUCUCCGAAUAUUCAACAUGUAGUUAUACCAGAAAACUUGAAGCCUGCAAAACUUAUAAGCUUGAUAAAAUCACCUGAUCAUCUUCAACGCCGUCUCACUGGGAAGCUGCAUUUCAGUAUUGCUGAAGAGGAUAGGGACGGUCACUUUGAAAUUGACCACAUGACGGGAGACUUGUUCCUUUUGAAGGAACUUGAUUAUGAAAUAGCAUCUCAUUAUCUGUUCAGGGUGGUGACCGAAGACAGUAACAGAAGCCCUGCCCUGAGCAGCACGGUCUUCCUUAGCAUCGAUGUGGAAGAUCAGAAUGACCAUUCCCCAUCCUUCCAAGAUGAGUUCAUUGCGAUAGGCGUGGAAGAGAAUGUUCCCGUAGGAACACAGGUUCAUGUCUUCAAUGCCCGUGACGGUGAUGGCAGUUUUCUCAACAGCCGCAUACAGUACUUCAUUGAAGCCCACCGCCCCGGGCCGAACCCAUUCCUCAUCCACCCCUCCUCUGGCACUUUAGUCACAGCAUCGCCCCUCGACAGAGAGCAAGUCUCCACGGUGUUCCUGAUGGUAACAGCUUCCGAUCAGGCUGUGAAUGUGACAGACCGGGGGGUGAAAUCGCUGAUGGCAAAGGUAGUGAUUUUGGAUGUAAACGACCACAGCCCCACUUUCGUGUCUCUCCCCGUUGCCCACAUCAACGAGGAUGCCGCGGUGGGCUCCUUGGUACACCGCAUAACUGCUGAAGAUCCAGAUGAAGGAAGAAAUGGAAGAGUCACAUUCAGCAUCCUCUCGGGAAACGAAGACACGGCCUUUAUGCUAGAUGAGUCCUCAGGUCUACUAACUACAGCUUUUCUUUUGGACUAUGAAAUCAAAUCUCAGCACAUUUUGACCCUUCUGGCGCUGGAUGGCGGCACACCAGCACUUUCUUCAACCCAGACUUUGACCAUUUCCGUUCUCGAUGUAAAUGAUGAGGUGCCGGUGUUUAAGCAACAGCUGUAUGAAGCUUCAGUGAAAGAAAACCAAAAUCCUGGGGACUUUGUUGUAAGAGUUGAAGCUGUGGACAAAGAUUCAGGAAUCAAUUCCAAGCUUCAGUUUGAAAUCAUGCCAGGUGCUUCAUUUGGAUUGUUCCAGAUAAGUCCAGACACUGGAGAAGUAACAACUACCGCUAGACUUGACAGAGAAGUUCAGGAAGUCUUCACUCUUCUAGUGCUGGUACGAGAUGGGGGCACCCCUUCGCUGUCCAGCACCACAACAGUUCUCUGUUCUGUGGAGGAUGAAAAUGACCACACGCCAGACAUUGCUUUGCCCAGUCAUGACAUCGAGCUUCUGGAAAACCAAGAGCCGGGGGUUGUCUACACCAUCUUGGCUUCUGAUAGGGACGCUGGCAGCAAUGGGGUCGUCAGGUGUCACAUCACUGGGGGCAACACAGCGGAAUUCUUUGCUAUCAACGAAACAUCAGGAGAGCUCUCGACCACUCGGGCUCUGGACCGGGAGCAGGUCAGCACUUUCACCCUUGCUGUGCUGUGUCAAGACCUGGGGACCCCAGCUCGGAGCUCCAUGGUGCAGCUGAACAUCCGAGUUGUCGACGACAACGACCAUAGCCCGGCUUUCCCCACGCUUCGUUACCAGUCCCGGGUGCGGGAAGAUGCUCACGUGGGCACCAUGGUCCUGGUGCUCACUGCUGUGGACAAGGACGAGGGCCUGAAUGGGCAGACCGAGUAUUUUCUGAUGGACGAGGCUUCUGGUGCGUUCACACUCCACCCCGUGACGGGCACCCUGAGAACUGCCCGCACCCUGGACCGAGAAGCCCACUCCCAGUACACCUUCCGGGCGGGGGCCAGAGACCACAGUGCCCAGGGCUCCAGAAGCACCACGCUCCUUGUAGAUGUCCACAUCACCGAUGUCAAUGACAAUGACCCAGUUUGGGAACAGAACCCCUUUGAGAUUUUCCUGUCUCCCCAGUCACCUACCAACCAGACCAUGGCGGUUCUGAGAGCCAGUGACCCGGACCUGGGGCCCAAUGGAACUGUUGUGUUCUGUUUUGCUGGGCCCCAGUCGAUGUUUUCUCUGGAUAAAUACACAGGAGAAAUUCAACUGUGGCAAAACCCAUCUUCAGAAUAUUUUCCCAUCUGGCUGCCUUUGGAAGUUAUGGACCGAGGGGACCCAGCUAGGACCACCUCCGGCCUCCUGGUCGUUCAUGGGGAAGGAGAAGGUGUCCAGAUUUCCUUCAGCCACCCUUUGUAUAGAGGCAUCGUGACUGAAAAUUGCGAGGCAGGUACUUCUAUUGUGACUGUAAGUGCUAUUGUUCCUGACUCAAGCAAAGACAGCAUUACCUACUCCAUUUUGAGUGGAAAUGAAGAUGGAGUUUUUUCUCUGUGCUCCAAAUCAGGAGAGCUCACAGUCAAAGAGCCCAAGUUUCUUGAUUUUGAAAUCAGAAAUGAAAUCCAGCUCAUCGUUCUGGCUGACAGUCGGGGUCGUAGUGCCUACAGCAAAGUGGCAGUCUCCAUCCAAGACGCGAAUGAUAAUUUCCCAGGCUUUCAGCAAAGCGUGUACCAGGCAUCGGUGCCGGAAGGCCAGGGCUACGGUGCUCACGUCAUACAGAUUUUGGCCACAGACCUGGACAGUGGGCUGAACGGUCUCAUCGAGUACUCCAUUCUCUCUGGCAACCUUGGGGAAGCCUUCCAGGUGGAUGCCCUGAGUGGCGCUAUAAGCACAAGCUGCAUGCUGGAUCACGAGCUCACCCCCUCCUACAGCCUGAUUGUACAAGCGACAGAUAAAGGGACACCCAGGCUUUCUGGCACAACUAUAGUCAAGAUAGAGGUGACUGAUAUAAAUGACAAUGCCCCAGUUUUUCUCCCCUCUGAAGCAGUGGAAAUUGCUGAAAAUUCCUUGCCUGGUACUGUUGUGACUCGGAUAUCAGCUCAUGAUGUGGAUUUGAAUCCAAUGCUCAUCUACAGCUUUGCCAAAAAGAGUGACUCUGGAAACAAGUUCGCUAUUGAUUGGAGCACUGGAGUAGUGGUGCUGGUGAAGAUGCUGGAUUUUGAGGAAGCUCCUGAGUAUGAGCUACUCAUAGGUAUUUCUGAUUCAUUGUAUCACACAGAAGGAACACUCAUCGUCCGCGUGUUGGAUGUCAAUGACAACCCACCCGUAUUUUCUCAAAAUUCUUACCAGGUUACUGUUCCCGAAUCGCUGCCUGGGGGGUCCUUUGUGCUGAGGGUAACAGCCACAGAUGUAGAAAACAAUGAGAACAUCUCUUACCGAAUCCUUCCCUCUUCUAAGGAAUUUGCGAUUGAUCCUGUGAAUGGCACCAUAUUUUCUAUCCUUCCCAAAUUACCUCUGGAUAAAAAACCAACCAUUCGAUUUCUUGUUGAAGCCAGCGAUGGUGGGAUCCCUGACCUGAGGGCACUUACGCCUGUAGAAAUAGAAAUACAGGACUUGAACGAUCAUGCCCCUGAGUUUGCAGUAGGAUGUUACAACCUCAGCUUGCGCGAAGAUGCUCCAGCUGGGGUCACGCUUGUCACAUUUUCCACCACCGACCACGACUGGACCCACGAAAACACACAUGUUGAAUAUUCCAUCCUCAGUGGUGACUCACAGAACAAUUUCCUCAUAGAAACUCAUUUCAUUCAUUCAGAAUAUCCCCCCAAGCCAGUCGGUCACCUGGUACUGUUCCACCAGCUGGACAGAGAGACCACGGCCAGCCACCAACUGGUCAUUCUGGCGUCUGACCAAGGCUGCCCUCCCCUGACCUCCACAGCCACGGUCUCCGUGGAAGUGAUUGAUGUCAACGACAGUCCCCCUCGGUUCAGCAGGCUGACCUACCACGCCCACAUCAAGGAAAGCACCCCUCCGGGGAGCCACGUCACCGUGGUCUCAGCCAGCGACCGUGAUGAGGGUGUGCAUGCCGACACCUCCUACCACCUCAUCUCUGGUAACGAGAAGGGGCACUUUCACUUAGAAGAAAAAACUGGAGUUCUCUAUUUACGCAAACCUCUGGAUUAUGAGGAAACCAUAAAAUUCACUUUAACUGUUCAAGCUUCCGAUGAAGAAAGGAAACAUUUCUCCUUUGCCAUGGUGAUUAUCGGGGUCCUGGAUGACAAUGAUCAUGCACCUCAGUUUAUGUUCUCAAGACUGAACUGUGUUGUCCCUGAAAAUGUGCCCGUCUCUUCCACCAUAUGCUCUGUAAAUGCUUUGGAUUUUGACACAGGCCCAUAUGGAGAAUUGACCUACUCGAUUUUGUCCUCCUGUUCUGUGACUCGUGGGGCCUCUCUGCAUCACGCCAUCCCCUUCCUCAUCAACCCUGUGACGGGGGAUAUUCAUGCUAAGCAAAUCCUCGACUAUGAAAACAGCAAUAAAUACUGCCUGACGGUUCAGGCAAAAGACAAAGGCGACUCAACAGCCUCAUUGGUGGUGUGGGUGGAUCUUGAAGGGGUCGAUGAAUUUGAACCCAUUUUCACUCAGGAUGAAUAUUUUUUCGACCUCCCAGAAAAGGUUCAUGUGAGACAGCUGGUGGGCAGAGUGGAGGCCUCAGAUGCCGAUGCUGGUCUGGAUGGAGUUGUUCUUUACUCUCUCAGGACCCCAUCGCCUUUCUUUUCGAUCAAUCAAACCAAUGGGAAUAUUUACUUGACUAGAGCUCUUGCCCUCAGAAAAAGUCAAGUCAGCAAAGAAGACACCAUCGAAAUGAAAAUCAUUGCUCAUAGCCCCAAACCAGGCUCCAAGUUUACAACUUGUACUGUUUUUGUGAACGUGUCUUUAUCCUUGCAAGGAAAAUACUUGGCAGUAUCAGUCAGCACCUUUUCAGUCAGCCUCGCGGCCUCCUUUUUAGUGUUUUUGUUACUGGUCUUCAUCUUAACUGCACUGAUUUUAAGGCAUAAACAGAAAGACGCAAUAGACACUUAUGAAGAAAAGAAAACCUCCCCCUCCUGCCCCAGCAGUGUGAGGCCCAGGAGGGAGGCUGGCGGGCUCAGAGCCUUCCAGGAAAGCAGCGACUGCCUCCCGGAGACAGUGCCCAUGAACUCCAUGCCUGAAUGGCUGAGCUUGUUAAGCAUCAUGGAGAAGGACCUUGUGAAUCUAUACAGGCACUCAAAUUCCAGUGGCCACUGCUCUGUGGAAGGAGAAACCGCCGAAGAUAAGGAAAUCCAGAGAAUCAACGAGCACCCGUACAGGAAGGACACUGGGUCGGCCCUGAGCGACAGGGAGUCCAGGGUGCCAGACUCCGGGAUCCCAAGGGACUCAGAUCAGCUCUCAUGCUUGUCUGGGGAGACCGAUGUGGGGGUUGCCACUGAGAUGGCAGAACCCAGCCAGACAUUUGAGGAAGGAGGUGGAGAAGACUGUGGAACACCCACUGUUCAAGGUAAUAUGUUACCCCAGCCCCUGAGGAAGAAUGAGGUAAACGAGGCUAUCCAGGCCGACAGCAGAGAAGAGUCUGUUUUUGUGUCAGGCGAGCAGGAAGCAAGAAUCAGCAUUCUCUCCCCUCAGAGCACCUCCAAUGAUGAUGGAAGAAGCAGUCACCACUGGGAUUAUCUCCUCGGUUGGGAACCCAAGUUCCAGCCUCUGGCCUCAGUAUUUAAUGAUAUUGCAGAACUGAAGGACGAACAUUUGCCUGAGCCUGGCCUUCCAAAAGAGAAGAAGUCUUUGGGUUUCCCGCCACCUUUGAUCACUGCGGUAGCACAGCCAGGGGUGAAAGCUGUUCCACCCAGGAUGUCAGCCAUCACGCCCCUUCAAAGGCCCGUGGUUCAGAAAUACCCACACUCACCCAUUCGCUACCACCUCAGUUCUCUCCCGGAAGCCAUGACGCCCAGCUUCUCUCCAUCUCUCUCCCUCUUGACCACCCGGACCCCCACCAUUCCUGCAGUGUUGAUGGGUGGAAGUUUACUGGGAGCCCGGGUCAGUGACGCAUACCGGGGACUGAACGCUGAAGAUGAAGUUCAGAUAUAAAAUGAUUGCAAUGUCCAGGCCCUGCUCAUCACUGGUCGCGAGCAAUUGAAUAAAACCUUCUUCACCUCAGAUUGGGUCAUUUUAUCCAGGCGUGAGCGAUUAAAUUUAGUCAGGGAUUUUGGAUCCUGUUCGUUUUUAAGUUUCUCAAAUUUGUUCCCAUGGUAACGAGAAGUUACCCCCUCUUUUCACCUCCACGUUUUGGUCCCUUUGUGUAUAUGACAUAGUGUACAUGAUGUCAUAACUGUCUUCGGUGGGGUCAGAUCUUCAGCGGACAAUGAACCUGACUGCUGUAAUGUGUAUGUGGGAGUGAAUUCUGGUGUGUGAUGGUCACACUAGAGCUGAUUACAGUGCUCAGUCCAAAACAAGCUAGUGAGGACUAAGAAAUGAGGACAGAAAGUAACAGAGCGGGGACAUUUGGAGGCAUCAAUAUAAGUUUCUUUCAAAUGAAGCUGUUUCUGAUAGUUGAGCUAAUUUAAAGAUGCCACCCUUGUGACUUUAGCCAUGAUUUGAAUUUUACCAUAGUGUCUUUUGGAAAUCUAAUGAGAAAUUAAGUGGUAUUUGUCAUAACUCUGUGCCAAGUAAGAAAAUUCUUCCUGACUUAAUGACUCAGCAUGCAUGUUCUUGACAGAAACCCAGGAUGGAUGAAGAGCAAUAAGUAUGUGGUCGGCUGCCCCAAGGCAGUUCUUGGGCAAACAGAAUGAAUUUUUUUUUUUCAGUGUUCUGUCUCAUGAGUAGGUGCGUGGACAGAUACUAACUUCUCAAAGUUAAU
Messenger RNA from Condylura cristata (star-nosed mole), 10872 nucleotides. It is a transcript of the gene DCHS2, whose product is annotated as dachsous cadherin-related 2. NCBI's taxonomy places the organism in Eukaryota, Metazoa, Chordata, Mammalia, Eulipotyphla, Talpidae. Gene Ontology annotation, biological process: homophilic cell-cell adhesion. The transcript has 20 exons. Gene Ontology annotation, molecular function: calcium ion binding. The record is from RefSeq and is a predicted model, not a curated record. Gene Ontology annotation, cellular component: plasma membrane; cell-cell junction. Bases 18 to 10103 code for a protein of 3361 amino acids.